Messenger RNA from Prosopis cineraria, 1785 nucleotides. Its product is annotated as alpha-mannosidase At3g26720-like. The record is from RefSeq and is a predicted model, not a curated record. The transcript is spliced from 13 exons. Gene Ontology annotation, biological process: mannose metabolic process. Gene Ontology annotation, molecular function: alpha-mannosidase activity. Lineage: Eukaryota; Viridiplantae; Streptophyta; Magnoliopsida; Fabales; Fabaceae. The annotation marks the transcript as partial.
CUUGGGUAUGCUUAAAUAUACUGCUUCCGCAGCUUUGAGUAGGAUCGUCAGUUUAUCACCAUUAAUUACUCUCAAAGUAUUGGGAACAUUAUUAAUGGUCAAUGAUAUCAACUUCAUCAGAGCUGCAAGAUCGAACAAUUCUUACGGAUUUAUUUGUCUCCUUUCCUUUGACCACCCAAAGUUUCGGAAUCUUGACUGUUGACAGCGUGAAAGAUCGCUGAUCUUAUAAGUAAUGAAACUUGAAUGUUUCGCUGGCAACUUGGCUCAGAAAUGUGGUAAUUUCUAACUCAGUGCCUUGACGGGGACAUUCUGAGCUCCGUAGGUAGCAGCCAUGGCGAUCGCAGCGGUGUUAUUUGCGGUAUUAGUGGUGGGAUUUGUGGGUGGGAAGUCAGAGUAUAUAGAGUACAAUACCACAAAAAGUAUCGUCCCUGACAAAAUUAAUGUCCAUUUGGUGCCUCACUCUCACGAUGAUGUGGGCUGGCUCAAGACUGUUGAUCAAUACUAUGUUGGAGGCAAUAAUUCCAUUCGGGGUGCAUGUGUACAGAACGUAUUGGAUUCCGUGAUAUCUGCGUUACUGGACGAUAAGAAUCGCAAGUUCAUCUAUGUUGAGAUGGCAUUUUUCCAGAGGUGGUGGAGACAGCAAAGCAAAGCGAUGAAAACUAAGGUGAAAGAGCUGGUCAACUCGGGUCAGCUGGAAUUCAUAAAUGGGGGCAUGUGUAUGCAUGAUGAGGCCACCCCGCAUUAUAUUGAUCUAAUUGAUCAGACAACUCUGGGGCAUCAAUUCAUCAAAGAUGAAUUUGGCAAGAUUCCAAGAGUUGGCUGGCAGAUUGAUCCUUUUGGCCAUUCUGCAGUUCAGGCUUAUAUGCUUGGUGCCGAGCUAGGAUUUGAUUCACUCUUUUUCGCAAGAAUUGAUUACCAAGAUAGAGCCAAGCGAUUGAAGGAGAAGACUCUCGAGGUUGUGUGGAGGGGUUCCAGGUCCCUUGGAUCCUCUUCACAAAUAUUUACUGGGAUAUUUCCUAGGCAUUAUGAUCCUCCUGAUGGUUUUACAUUUGAGAUAAAUGAUGUUUCCCCUCCUAUUCAGGAUGACAUUCUCCUGUUUGACUAUAAUGUUCAAGAACGAGUCAAUGACUUUGUAUCUGCAGCUUUAGCUCAGGCUAAUGUCACUAGGACAAAUCACAUCAUGUGGACGAUGGGAACUGACUUCCGUUAUCAAUAUGCGAAUUCAUGGUUCAGACAGAUGGACAAGUUUAUCCAUUAUGUCAAUCUGGAUGGGCGUGUCAAUGCAUUAUAUUCAACGCCAUCUAUAUAUACUGACGCAAAAUAUGCAGCAAAUGAGGAAUGGCCACUCAAAUUGGAUGAUUUCUUCCCGUAUGCUGAUCAUCCAAAUGCAUAUUGGACUGGCUAUUUUACAAGUAGGCCAGCUUUAAAGGGUUAUGUUAGGGUGAUGAGUGGUUACUAUCAGGCAGCAAGACAGCUCGAAUUCCUUAAAGGAAGGAGCAAAUCAGGGCCAAAUACUGAUGCAUUAGCAGAUGCUUUGGCGAUUGCUCAGCAUCAUGAUGCAGUUAGUGGUACAGAAAGACAGCAUGUUGCUUCUGAUUAUGCAAAGCGAAUCUCAAUGGGUUAUGCAGAGACAGAGAAGUUGGUUGCAUCUGCUCUUAGUUUUUUUGUAAACCAAAGACUAAGUUUGCAUGGAGGGAAUCAAGUGACAGACUUCCAUCAGUGUCCUCUUCUUAAUAUAAGUUACUGCCCUCCCUCAGAACUUACUUGUCUGACGGGAAAGGCUUG